Molecule: messenger RNA, 625 nt
Organism: Alligator mississippiensis (American alligator)
Lineage: Eukaryota; Metazoa; Chordata; Crocodylia; Alligatoridae
Product: cornifelin homolog
Exons: 4
Coding region: 26-523 (165 amino acids)
Cellular component (GO): cornified envelope
Source: RefSeq, a predicted model, not a curated record
CAGAUGAGGUGAGCGGGAGCUGAGGAUGGGAGCCCGGAUGCCUGGGUUCCACCUGCAGGGCUGCCCUCCAUACUCACACUUCACGACCCCCGUGUUGCAGCCGUCCUCAUGGCAGCAAGUGACAUUCGCCCUUACGGUGACGUCGGGCCGGAAGACCACCAUGUCCUACCAGACGGAGAUCAUUGUAGACUCACAGCCGGGGCCGCUGGGCCCUGGGGCAGUUUUCAGCGUGGGGGCGCUGCCGGGGGGGGCCUGGAGCUCCGAGCUCUGCGACUGCUGCUCUGACGUGGGCACCUGUCUGUGUGGUGCGCUGGUGCCCUGCAUCUUGGCCUCCCGGGUCUCGGAGCGCUUCGGCCAGACCUGCCUGCUGCCCUGCUUGCCCGGGGCCCUGGUGGCCCUGCGGACCGGCAUCCGUGAGCGCUACCGCAUCGAGGGCUCUGUGUGCGACGAUUGGCUGGUGAUGGUUUGCUGCCUGCCCUGCGGCCUGUGCCAGCUUUCCCGGGAGCAAGACGCCCGGCAGUGACGGGGGACGGUCAUUUGCACAGAUUUGCAUGCAUGCAAAUGAGCUCACGCAAACGACCCUACCCCAGCUCCCCGCUGACACCUCAAUAAAGAGCUGAUUGGA